Molecule: messenger RNA, 1389 nt
Organism: Lizanozyma spartinae
Lineage: Eukaryota; Fungi; Ascomycota; Pichiomycetes; Serinales; Debaryomycetaceae
Exons: 1
Coding region: 1-1389 (462 amino acids)
Source: RefSeq, a predicted model, not a curated record
AUGUCAUUGGUAUCCAGACGAUUUAUAUCUUCGCUAGUUGCAAAGCCAAACGCUAUCACUUUGUCUUUACUUCAAAGUAAACUUUCCAAAGGCGAUCAUUCACAAGAUGAAUUAGUCAAUCUUGUUCAAGCACUCAUCGCUUCAGAAAAUCAAUCAAAAAAUGAACUUAUCAAUAUGAUCUUUGAUGGUAUAGAUUCUUUUGGCAUAUAUUUUAAGAUUCCGCAAGUAUCUAAGUUACCUCUUGAAUCCCAAAUACGUCUUUUAGACUUGAACCCAGGUCGAGUUUUACUGUCUAAAGAACUUGCUAAAGAAUUUGCCCGGGAUCAUCCAUCGCUUUCGCUUAAACUACUUGAAAAGGUUAUUAGAGGUGAGAGAUACGAGGCACUGGAAUUCGAAAUGGAGUUGCAAGAGCUUUUAGAAACUUUAGAGCUGAUGAAAGGUGAAGAGAAGUUUCAAGUGUCCACGGAUUUGUUGGAGGAAAUUAUUCUUAAAUUAGACAAAUUGAAUGCUAUUUCAAUGCUUGACCAAAUGGCCACAGUCUGUGAGAUUUCACCACAAGCACUUUCUAUCAUUCUUGAUGGAAAUGACUUAAAUCCGUACACUUACUUGAAGUUAUUUGGUUAUUUGGAACAAGGUGAGCUGAAUUCCAUCACCAACUAUGUUAAUGCGAUCGAGGUCCUUAACAACAAUGAAGAGCUGUUGAAAUCAAUUAGUGCCCAUGAGGAAUCUAUUGCUAAGGGAUUGGGCAUUCCCUUUGUGCUGGUAGAUCUAGCAAGUAUUUUUGCCAUCGUUGAAUCCAAAGAAAUAGAAAGUGUAGCUAUUCGCUUACAACUCAUGAAGUACCUUGCUUACCGAUUGAACGACUUCCCCAAAUUAUUACAGAAAUAUCAUUAUUAUUCAACACAUGCCAAGAGUGAAUUCCAUCUUUUACAGAACCAGCUUGUGAUUAUUUACGGUUAUCAUCUGGUUGACACCCAAAUAGAAAUUAACCUACAAAUCAUGAACUCUUUACUCACCGAAGAAAUCACUGUUGCUCAAUUACAACUGUUAAUUAUUGCUAACGCUGUAUUUGAUGCCGAUAACCUGAUACAAGUUUUCAAUGACUACAUAUCUCAAUUGUCUACAAAGACAUCCGAAAAAACCAAUCGUUCUCCGUCAGGAAGAUUAACAGAAGCUUUGGUUGUUGCAUUCCUUUCUCGAAAUGAUCGAGAGUUCGCACAGUUGAUCUUAGAGAAACUGGCGUCAAACGGUAAGGUUGGGGAGUUGGAAGUGACUCUUAUAAAAAAGCAUUUGAAGGUAUGGGGAGAUUCCUUUGCUGAAUCGGAGAACUGGAUUGAUGCAGAGCCUAUUUUCAGGAAACAUGUGCUACAAUUUAUGCAGACACUUUGA